CAGAAUUCAGGAGAGGCUUACAGAAUGGAUCACGAACCCCGAGGUUACUGCGUCAUCAUCAAUAACCAGUCCUUUACCAACAUGCGCUCACGUAUUGGCACUGACCGUGAUGAAGAUUCUCUGCAGGAGAUCUUCAAGUGGCUGAAGUUCCAAGUGAAGGUUUACCGGGACCUGACCAGUGAGGAGAUGUGCCAGACACUGCAGAAUUAUCAGGGAGAGAUGCAGCGGGACCGGGACUGCUUUGUGUGUUGUGUGCUGAGCCAUGGAGAGAAGGGCAUCGUGUUUGGCACGUGUGGCAACAAGCUCAGGAUCCGCACCCUCACUACCCUCUUCUCGGCCUCCAACUGCCCGUUACUGCGGCAGAAACCCAAGAUUUUCUUUAUCCAGGCGUGCCAGGGCAGCCGGAAGCAGGAUGGGGUGCUGGUGCAGACAGACUGUGAGACCCCCGCCCCCACCCUUGCCGCCAGGCUGGAGGAGGAUGCCCAGCGCUCCUCUGGCCCCAUCAUCCCCGACGAGGCCGACUUCCUGCUGGGCAUGGCCACUGUAGAGGGCUACGUCUCCUUCCGGCAUGUGAGUGAGGGCACCUGGUACAUCCAGUCCCUGUGUGCCAACCUCCGGCAACACUGUCCCAGUAACGACUUGCUGAGCAUCCUGACGAUUGUAAACCGUGAUGUGAGUGAGAAACAGGACGGCAAAUACAAGACCCAGAUGCCACAGCCCAGCUACACCCUCAGGAAGAAACUCUUCUUCCUCAUCUAGCACAGCUUCCGAAGCAAGCCCUGCAACCAAGACAAUGCACAGGCUUCAACUCUGAGCACUUCACAGGGUUUACUACAAACAGCACUGACUGUUUUUGUGGA
Molecule: messenger RNA, 860 nt
Organism: Callorhinchus milii (elephant shark)
Lineage: Eukaryota; Metazoa; Chordata; Chondrichthyes; Chimaeriformes; Callorhinchidae
Product: caspase-8
Biological process (GO): proteolysis; negative regulation of extrinsic apoptotic signaling pathway via death domain receptors
Molecular function (GO): cysteine-type endopeptidase activity; protein binding
Source: RefSeq, a predicted model, not a curated record